AUGGCAGCCCCAAAAUCCCCGGUCAGUAUUAUCCUCCUCAUCAUCAUCAUCUCCACCAAAUUAACAAUCUCCUUGGCCCAAUCCCAAUCCAAUUGCUGGAAAUCGGAUAGAGAUGCUCUUAUGGCUUUCAAGAACGCCAUCUCCACCGACACAACUGCAAGUCUGAGCACGUGGACAAACGCUUCCGACCCUUGUAGCGGCGGUUGGGUAGGUGUAGUCUGCCACCCUCUCUCCGGAAGAGUCACCCAAUUGACUCUCCAAAACCCAACACCAACAGCAGCCUACAUGGAAGGCUCUCUCUCCCCUUCACUCGCAGACUUAUCUUAUUUGGAGACUUUACUCAUAACCGGGAUGAAGAGAAUCACGGGAACCAUCCCUCAGGCCUUUUUCCGUCUCUCCCGCUUGACAACUCUCGUUUUGGACGAUAAUGCCCUUUCGGGUCCCCUUCCUCCCACUCUCCCCACCAAACUCAACGCUUUGUCCCUCAGCGGAAACCGAUUCACCGCCCGAAUUCCUUCCCUUUCACUCUUCACCAAUCUUUCCACCUUGAGCCUCUCCCGGAAUCUCUUCAUCGGCCAAAUCCCUCCACUUCCUCCCACCCUCCAAUUUCUCGAUCUCAGCUUCAAUUCCUUAUCCGGCCCCAUAACCAUUCUCGGAGUAAAUCGCCUCACAAAUCUCGUGCUCACUGGAAAUCGUUUGUCUGGCCCCAUACCUGAAUCUAUCUUUCGCCUGCCCCACUUAUCCGAGCUCUCGAUCGACCACAAUCAGCUGACGGGCAAUAUCCCGCCCAAAAUCUCCGCCCUCACCACUCUCGCCGUGUUGAGAUUGAGCAAUAACAAGCUCACCGGCCGGAUUCCGGCUUCUCUGUCCCAGCUAAACAACUUGUGGGAUCUUAAUCUAUCCAGAAACUCAUUAAUCGGGCCUUUGCCCGUUGAAUUCGAUAAGGGGCUGCCUUCUCUCUCAUCACUUGACCUUUCCUUUAACAAAUUUUCUUUGAAAUCGGUCCCUAAUUGGAUCAAGGACAGAAAAACACUAACCGAUGUGAGAUUAGCCAGCUGCGGGCUUCAGGGGCCGUUGCCGGUCUUCGCCAACCCCGACAUUCUUACGACGGUGGACCUCUCCAGCAACGGCUUCACAGGUACUGAGAUUUCCAAUUUCCUGCAAAGGAUGCCGUAUUUGAACAGCGCCAAUCUUUCACACAACUUGCUCCGUGCUGACGUGUCCACGAUCAGAUUGCCGGCACAGAUUUCUGUUCUCGACCUCAGUUCAAACGGGCUUUCGGGCUCCCUCUCCAGACUGUUGACAACCGAGACCAGAAAGUUCGUGCAAGUCCUAGAUUUGUCGAGGAAUGAUAUUUCCGGGAUUAUUCCAGAAUUCAGGAGUGGGCUGGGCUUAGAAGUGCUCAACUUGGCAGGGAACAAGAUUUCAGGGCCCAUACCCGACUCGAUCUCGAGGGUAACUGGGCUGGAGAGGUUAGACAUCUCAAGAAACAGGGUGAUGGGCCAGAUACCAAUGGGCCUCGGCAAGCUGCAUAACUUGCAAUGGCUGGAUUUAUCAAACAACGGGCUUAGUGGGCCGAUACCGGCAAGUUGGGCUGCCAACGCAACACUGAAGCAUUUGAGUCUCAGGAACAACAGAUUGAGCGGGUCGAUACCGCAGUUUAGGCCUUUUAAUGUAUUUCCAAAAGCUGCUUAUUCUGGCAAUAAGGGAUUGUGUGGCAAACCUUUGCCACUUUGCAAGGCCCACUGA
This is a messenger RNA of Striga asiatica, 1749 nucleotides long. The record is from the annotation of a GenBank genome assembly. NCBI's taxonomy places the organism in Eukaryota, Viridiplantae, Streptophyta, Magnoliopsida, Lamiales, Orobanchaceae.